AUGGUGUUUGAUAAAGUUCGAAGCCUCUUUGAUAUCACCCAAAUACAAGAUUUUCCUGGUUAUGAAGUUUCUCUUGAAAGUGCCAUAACAUUUAUUAUCAGGGAGUUGAGAUUACAUGGUGUGCAGAACGAAAUAAUUGACCUAAGCCUCAAGCUUGAUGGUAGGCCAUUUGCAGGUGAGAACACAAUCUUUAGUAAAUACAGUGUACCUUAAUUAUUUCCAGAUUCCUGUAUUGUAUUUUGCAACAACUGUGUUGCACUUAAGAAAAAAACAUAGAAACAAAAUCAACAGUGAGACUGGGUUAAAAAUUAUGACACCAAGGGACAUACAAUAUGUGUCCAAAUUAUUUCUUAACUGUAAUACUGAAACAAGUUCAUCCUAACGAAACCCUGUGAUCUUUUAUCAUAGGUGUAGUCUUGGACUGAAAUAACCUUUUUUGUCAGUAUUCUCAACCAUUUACCAUGCCUUAUCCAUAAUUUUCACUUGAAAGAUAUUCAGUCAUAGGCAGUGCAGAGAUAAAAUAAUGUAAGGCAGGAUAUAUAAUAUACGGGAGUUUUAAACAUGUUGUCCAUAUUAUUGUUGUCUCACUCUGUAUUAGGGAGUAAAUUUUAGAGAAAAUACAUGAGCUUUUUGUUGCAACAAAUCCAUUAACCCAUUCGCUCCUGGAGAUUUUGCCGAAAACCGCGUUUUGAAGCUAGUCGAGUGGUUUUCUGUUCACUGUCGUGCUAUAAAGAGCUAAAACUUACCACAAACCGGUUUAUAGGUCGUACACUUCGCGGCCUUUUGAUCCAGAUGUAAAAUAUCAGCUUGCGAAGUUCGGGCAUGCGCAGAAAGCCAAAUUUCGAGAUAGUUUUUGGGUUUAAAAGUGACACAGCAGUCUGGACUUUUACUUUUGCCUUUCUCUCCUCCCUUCUUUUUUCGUUUUUCUUGCCUCAUUUUUUUUUUCUCUUGCUGGGCAUUUAGUAGGCUUCAUUUUGGUGGGAGUAGUUUUUAGCAAAGCUUUUAGGAUCUUAGGAUUAGGAGAAAGGAAAGGUAGGUGGGUAAGGAACAAGAUUUUCAUGGAGAUUUUCAGGUCAAUGUCACGUGGUUUUUUGCUUCUUUCUCCGGUGUCCUUGACUGAAUUGUGCUCAUUAUGGUAUGGUUUGAAAGAUCUCUUCAUUCUGCACAAGUUAGCGAAGAAAGUUGUCCUUGACCAUUAAAACUGAUGAAGUCACAAAGAGUAGAAAGGACCUGGAUCCGCACGGGCGGUUACGGGUGGUUCAGGGGCGAAUGGGUUAAAUAAUGGUGUCUGUAUUAAGUUUGAGGGGGGAGGUAACAUGAAUAAAAGUGGCAGGGUAAACAUAACCAAACACUUUGAAUUCUAGGUCAUGAAGUGGUGCUUAUAAAUUUUUGAAAUGCCUUUUUUUUGUUUCCUCUCAUUUGUAGGGCGCAGUCAGGUCCUAAUGGGUGUAGUCCCCAAAGACACACCAUUCCUGUCUCAUCAGAGCUGCAAAUUAGUGUGCCCUUUAGCUAUUGCCAAUUGUAAGGAAGACAGGUAUGUUGUAUUUAAAUUUGAUUCAUUAGUCAAAUAGAUAUUUGUUUCCCAAAUAACUAGUUUUGUUAGUGAAAAUUUUUAUUGUACCUUUUUGACUGUGUAAGUUUUGGUUGUUGACCAGUUGUACAUGUAAGCUGAAAUAAUUUGUGAAUUUACAACAAAUUUAUUAUAUGAGGCCUAAAGGCCCCAGUAAACGAUCAUUUUUGAAAAUGUUACCGCAAAGGUCUUAAUUUAUUAGUGGGCCACUCACACCCAACCUUAUGUUUUCAAGUCUUAAGAACUAUAUGCCGCAGACCAGACUAGCAGUAUGGUAUUUCAAUUUCCCUUUUUUUUCAUUUUAGUAAUAACUUUAGUUUACCGGUAACUUUACUUUUUACUAUUAUUAGGGAAAACCUAAAAAAGCUGAUUGUUAAUGUCAACAAACAAAAGGAUGCACUAAAGAAGAAUGGAAUCAGAGUGGAUGGAGUGCAUUAUGUUGUGAGAUUUAAAGGUCAGUUUCACAUAAUAAUUAAUAAGGUAUUUUUUAGUACCAUAAUUUUCAAACCAAAUGCAAAUACCUGCAUGUACAUUGACCUCUUUUUAAAAAUUUAUAUCUACAGUUAUACUUGACCUGAAGGCCCUCUAUCUUUUGCUGGAACAAAUAGGGAAAGCGAACUUUCAGCUUGGGAAACGAGGAACUGAAGUAGAGUGUUGCUUUAUCUGCAAAGCAUUGAGGGUAUGUGUAUAUAUUCAAAAUCUCUGUGUCAAAAAAUUCUACUAUGCAGGAUUUGACCUUACCAAUGACCAACUUACCAAUACAGUACUAUUAGAUUUUCAGUUUUGCUGGGUAAAAUUUGUUCGUAAAAACUAGCUACAGGGCUGGUGAAUAAUGGCUAUUUUUAUUGUUGCUUUAUUAGAAAUGUAAUUGCAAUCUUGGUCUGCACACAGUUUGUUUGGAACACUUUAGCAUGUCCAAGGCCAAUUAUAUUGGAGGGUAAUUUAUAAUUAGUUAUAGUUUUGGUUUACUAAGAAUUCUCCGAUGAUACUUGUUGAGGCAUGUAGCCCGUGAUUAUUCAUGAAUUUCAGCAUUUGUAGUUGUCGUUUUGAAUCCACAGUAACUUCUAAUUAUAAAAGGCAUUCAAAACAAGGUUAUCUCAAUACAGUUAACCUCUAUUUAAAAAAUUAAAUUCCCUGGUAUAGUGAGUGAAUCUCUUCAUGCCAGCAUUUAUAGCUUAAUUAAAGUAUGUUUCUAUAAAAGACUAACUUUUUAUAUAGACCUUAUUUUAGCAAUAAUAUUUUGUAAAUUAAGCCUUGCCUUUUGUAAAAGGGGAAGUUCCACUGCAUGGAAAAGAAAACAAAAAGCUUUUUUUGGACAAACAUGGUGUUUAAUGCCCCUGUCUAUAAAAUGUUGGCAAUUAUCCUUGUCUUGUUUUCCUAGAGCACAUAUUAUUUUCCCAUAAUAAUAUAUCACACUCUUCCUUUACUGUAGGUGUGUCAAUAUUGUAGGGGCACUGUCAUAAAAGACUGAAAACCUGUCGAAUAAAAUACUUGAGUUUGAAAUCUAUAAAACUGUUAAGUACCACUUCAGGGGAGAUAUCCCCUACAACUAACAAAAUAAUGAAUCUUCUUUUUUCUAGUUUCAAAGGCAUCCGUGAUGACUUAGAGUUCCUUUUUGAAGAGGAUUUAUCGUCUAUUAAUCUCUGCGCCCUUCACUGUGAACUUAGAAAUACUGAACAGCUGUUGUCAUUGUUGGUUUUUUUUUUUUCGUACAAAGUGGGUUCACUUGAUGAAUGUGAUGCCGAAUUGGCAAAUUAUGGCCCUGAGAAUUUAGCAGUAGAAUAA
Porites lobata is the source of this 3355-nucleotide messenger RNA. The record is from the annotation of a GenBank genome assembly. NCBI's taxonomy places the organism in Eukaryota, Metazoa, Cnidaria, Anthozoa, Scleractinia, Poritidae.